Necator americanus (New World hookworm) is the source of this 3903-nucleotide messenger RNA. RefSeq lists its product as uncharacterized. The record is from RefSeq and is a predicted model, not a curated record. The transcript has 13 exons. Bases 1 to 3903 code for a protein of 1300 amino acids. Gene Ontology annotation, cellular component: endomembrane system. NCBI's taxonomy places the organism in Eukaryota, Metazoa, Nematoda, Chromadorea, Rhabditida, Ancylostomatidae. Gene Ontology annotation, biological process: intracellular protein localization.
AUGGUUGCUAUAGAGCUUUUAGAACAAAUGAUCAUAUUCGAUCGCUGCCUCGAGUCUUGGUUGGAUUCAAUCCAAAAAUCCCAUCAAAAUUCUCGUAAAGACGGGAAGUUCACUUACGCUGCAUACUUUCUCAUCGGAUCCUUCUGCUCCGAUGGAGACAUCCACGUCGCUCAUGCCGCACUAUGCCCGCUUCCGAUCACUGCCGCUGACGGUGCUGGAGAUGCUUUGAGUAGGACACUAGAUGACGAAUGGAUCGCAGAUAAUGCAGAGAAGGUGACCAGAGUCCUCCCGGGAGGAGUUCAUGUUGUUGGCUUGCUAUGGUGUUCAGACAGAAAGUAUUUCAACGACCAAAAGUUAAUGCUUACAAAAGCUUUAGGCAGGAUCCAAAGAGCAACUAACUUGUUGACCACUCUUAGCCUCAGCUCCGUCUCAGAUCAUAUGGCCUUAGUUUUUAACGAGUAUCCAAAUGGCAAGCCAACGGGCUUUAUUGUUGAUGUCGUACGUAGAGGCCCUGAUUCUCCAACAAAAGUGUCUUUUUCUGCGCUCGAAUGGAUUUCGGUUAUAUCGAACGCCUCCGCAAGGAUAUGCUUGAACGUGCCAACGCGAACGAAACAGUCACAUUUCUUCACAGAAUUUCUGGCUUCAAUUAGGCCAUUUGCAGAAAAUUUUCUCAACUGCCCACUGGUACUGAUCAAUGGCGAAAUGCGUGACGAUUCGGAACAACUUUUUAAGGAUUUGAAGAAGAAGAAGGUGGAUUCCGUAGAAGUGCAGCUGUUCAUAGACGCUUGCGAAAACAAGGAGAAUGUAUGCGAACCGCAAGUGGCCACAAACCUUCAUGAGGUGUCUUUCGAUAUUGAGAUUCGUGCAGCUGUACCAUCGAGAUCUAAAGUUGGAGCGGUUGUAAUGGCUAUAAAGCACCAUUUAAUUAGGAGUCUGACCGCAAGAGCAGAGCUACAAUAUGAAUCAAUGGAUGUCGUGGAGGAGAGCAGCGCGGCACCUUGCUCCGUGCAUCAAAUGCCCCGUCCCGCUACAACUGUUCUUCACACUCACCCUGCCAUUCUGCUAUCAGACUACUUAUUCGAAGCCGAUACUAUCGAGGACGCCCAGAAAAAUUUCGAUGAAUUGAUUGGAUUGAAAACAAAUCUGGAACACAUCGAUGAAGGCUGGGAGCGGGGUCUCGAGAUAAACGAGAUGGAAGCUGUACGUGCGCCGCUAGAUGAUACUCCUAUUGUGAAUUUUAAGUCCAAAGACGACGACCUUGGCUCAAUAUCAAAACACAGUAAUGGAGAAGAGUCUCCUGAUUCCGGAGGAAAGCCUGGUACGGUAGCGCCAGGUAGGACGGGGUUGCAGGAAUCAUGUAGGCUACCAAAACGGAAAAGGACUAGGAUGGCGAUCUGUACUUAUAACGCACGUACGCUUGCAUCGGAAGCGGCCAUCGAAGAUCUGAUGAUGCAAGCCAAGAAGAUCAAGUACGACGUCAUCGGACUGACCGAGACGAGACGACGUCACCCUUUCAACGCCGUGUAUGAAACUGGAGAACUGUUCUUAGGAACAUGCGACAGUAGAGGUGUUGGUGGAGUUGGCGUCCUCGUCAACACGAGUAUGGCAAAGAACAUCGACUCUUUUGAACAACUUACGACCCGAAUCGGACGUCUGCGUAUGAGAAGAUGUAGCCCAAUACCAGCUUUGACUAUCUUUGUCGCUUACGCUCCAACAUCAAGCUACGAAGAAGAAGAAGUCGAAGCUUUCUAUAUGGACCUGGAGAAGUUCUGCCUGACGGACGUCAGUGUUGUACCAAAGUUCUAUACGGGAUCGGACCAUCGCCUCCUCCAAGGAAGAUUUUCCUUCACAAGGAGAGCAGAGAAAGCCGCCAAGUUCAGAGAGAGAAAUCCCAGGACUACCAUCAACUGGGAUCUCUUCGCUACGCUAGCCGGCUUUUGGGAAGAUUCCGCAAUGAACAACAUCGACGAGGAAUAUGACCGGCUUGUUGAACACCUUCACGACUGCGCGAAGAAGGCUGAGAGUUUUAAAAAUACCAAGAGGCGCCUGUCUCUUCAAACUCUUGGGCUGAUACGCCAGCGUGGAGCAGCACGAACUGCAGGGAACCAAGAACUCACGUCCGAGCUCGCAAGGCUUUGCAGAGAGGCGAUAAAGGAAGACCUUAGAGAGAGAAGAGCAGAAGUGCUGGCUGAAGCUGCAGAGGCGGGGAAAAGCAUCCGCUAUGCCUGUCGAGACUUCGCCAGUCGCAAGACGAGGAUGACUGCUCUCCGGAACCCGAAGGGAACAACCAUUGCAUCGAGAAGGGGAAUGGAGAAAAUCAUCUACGACUUCUACUCUGAUCUCUUCGACAGCCAUGUCCACUUGCCUCCUCACCAUCUGAGGGAAGAUGGACAAGUCAUUCCAGAGGUUCUCCCGUCCGAAAUACGAUAUACUAUCAUGUCGGUAAGAAAUCGUACGGCACCCGGUCCCGACAGAAUAAGACCAGAACACCUGAAGAGCCUUCCGCCAGUACUCAUCAAUACCCUGGCGAGGCUCUUUACACGUUAUCUGUCGGAAUGCAAGGUUCCUAAACAGUGGAAGACCAGCAAGACCGUGUUGUUGUAUAAAAAGGGAGAUCCACAUGACAUCGGCAACUAUAGUCCAAUCUGCCUACUGCCCGUCAUCUACAAGCUCUUUACAAGAGUAAUCCUUAAUAGGAUUGAAAAAGUCUUGGAUGAAGGACAGCCAUGCGAGCAAGCAGGGUUUCGAAAAGGAUUCAGCACGAUUGACCACAUUCACACUGUUUCGAAACUCAUCGAGAAGGCCUUCGACUCGGUUGAGACGAAAGCGGUCGUGGAAGCCUUGGACAACCAAGGCGUCCCUACUCAGUACAUAAAGGUACUUCGAGAGUUGUACAGUAACUUCACGACCGGAAUUUCGCCAUUCUACAAGAACAUCAUCAUUGAGGUGAAAAGGAGGGUCCGACAGGGUGAUACAAUUUCACCCAAAAUAUUCACAGCCACCCUCGAGAACGCAAUGCGAAAAUUGGAAUGGGACGACAUGGGAGUGAAGGUUGAUGGUCGGCAGCUACACCAUUUGCGCUUUGCUGAUGACAUCGUACUGAUAACACCUAGCACCAGCCAAGCGGAACGAAUGCUGACCGAAUUCGACGAAACAUGUGGAUCCAUCGGUCUUCAGCUGAAUAUACAAAAGACGAUGUUCAUGCGGGACGGAUUGGUCUCGGAUGCCCCAUUCACGCUCAACGGAACGAACAUAUCCGAAUGCACCAGCUACGUUUAUCUGGGUCGGGAACUGAACAUGAUGAACGACCUGACCCCCGAGCUGGGCAGGAGGAGACGAGCGGCUUGGGGAGCGUACAAGAGCAUCGAGGAUGUAGUGAAGAAGACCAGGAACACCCGGCUCCGUGCUCACCUCUUCAACACCACCGUACUUCCUGCUUUGACCUAUGCUUCGGAAACCUGGGCAUUUCGCAAGCAGGAAGAAAACGCGGUGAGCGUCAUUGAACGCGCAAUUGAGAGAGUGAUGCUAGGAGUAUCCCGUUUCACGCAAGUGAGGGACGGGAUUCGAAGUUCUCUCCUACGUCAGCGAUCGAAGAUUAGAGACGCCGCCGCGUUUGCCAAGGAAAGUAAAAUAAGGUGGGCCGGACACGUGAUGCGCUUUGAAGACAACCGUUGGACCAGAGCCGUGAGCGACUGGGUUCCCCGCGAUAUUAAGCGCACUACAGGAAGACCGCCGACCCGAUGGUCAGAUUUCUUCACGAAGUCCUUGAAAGAAAAAUAUGAUGCUCUUCGUGUCCCACGCGAAAGGAGGAACCACUGGGCUACUCUGGCACGCGAUCGGGACAAAUGGAAGAAUUACUGGCGCCCGCUCGACCAGUUCGAAGAUCAACGGGAGUCAAGGUGA